Messenger RNA from Megalobrama amblycephala (Wuchang bream), 5441 nucleotides. It is a transcript of the gene tnks1bp1, whose product is annotated as tankyrase 1 binding protein 1. The record is from RefSeq and is a predicted model, not a curated record. Bases 172 to 4476 code for a protein of 1434 amino acids. NCBI's taxonomy places the organism in Eukaryota, Metazoa, Chordata, Actinopteri, Cypriniformes, Xenocyprididae. The transcript has 10 exons.
UAAUAUUCAUGAGAUAAGCAGUCGCCGUAGAAUUUGUAAAUUUGCCACCCGCCCUCCUUUCUUUAAAGUUUGCGCACACCUAUAACCCAAAAGGACGUGUAUUUGAGCUUGGAAUCUAUAUGUACAGUCUUAUGGAAUAAUUUUAUCACUAUACAGGUGCAGUGAGUAGCCAUGGCUGCAUGGGUGGAGGCGACCACAAGGGAAAUGGGCCAAUCGCUCAUUAACCCAGACAAACCUUCAGAUUCAGCCUCGGCACUCCCAGGAGACACAGAGAAGCCAGCGUUUGGCCCAAAACCCCACCUCAUACCCAAACCAUUUUCCCUGCAGAGGAAUGCAACUGUCCGCCCGAUCCGGGCCCCAAAAACCAACUUCAACAGACAGCUCAAUCGAGCCGCCUCUUCUGAAACCUUUUUGAAUACCACAGAUACUCUGUUGGAUGCUGGUGGUCUAGAAACAUCAGACUCAAAUGGCACUGUAAAUGGGUCUGAUCGAAGUGCAGCUCCUAAACCCGUCCCACUCAGCCCAAAACCUGACUUACAGGCUAAGCCUAAACCAGAACUUACUAAGAGUCCUGACAUAACUGGUCCAAACUCAAAGCCUGACGUAACCGCUGAAGAUAUAAAGAAAGUUCAGCACAGGAGCAGAGCAAAAUCCUUGGGUUCUCAAGAUCAAAAGAAUCUCAACCAGAAGUCACAAGGAGAAGCCGACAACACUGAGGCAGACGUCAAAGUGCCUUCACGAUGCUGGCCAGCUCGAAAUCGUCUCUCCAUGCAGCUGACCUCCAAGUUCGAGUCACCGUCUCAGCCCCAGCAGGAGGUUAACACUGUGAAGAGCAAGACAGAGAAAGAAGGGCCGCCACAUUCUCCUUCAGCAGUGUCCAUGCCUUCAAAGCCUCCGGUGGAGAAAGAAGAGGAAGGAGAUGAGGAGGUUGGUGGAGGCAGCAUUAAAAGACGGAUCAGCCUCCUCUUCGAUCGAUCUGCAGCAUCUCAGCGCAGGGACAACUUCACCAAAACAGACAUCACACCUGCUGAAAUAUCUAUUGACAUUAAACAGAGAAUCCAGAAUCUGAGCUUGACGUCCACUGGUGCUCCUAAAAGUCCACCAUUUGAGAAGAUGAAUGAGAGAUCAUCUGAAAGACCUGCAGAUUCAGCAACAGAGAAACCACCAAAUACAACAGAAAUCAAGAACUCUGGUGUGGAGAUUGCAGAAGAAAAGGAAGAUGAUGGAGUUGAAGAGGACAAAGAGAACAAUGUCGAUGUUCCUGUUUACCGAAGGGUUGGGAUAAGCAUAGAUGCGGAGAAAAAGCGAAAGGAAGAAGAAGAAAAACAGAGAAAAGAUGAGCAGUUAGAGAAAGAACGACAGCAGCAGGAAAAGGAAAGACUUUUGGAGGAGGAGAGGAAGGCAAAAGAAAUCCAGAAACAGCAAGAGGAAGAGAGAAAACAAGAAGAGGAAAAACAAAGGCAGAUGGAAGAAAGAAAAAAGCAAGAGGAAGAAUGGAAGAGAAGACUUGAAGAAGAAAGAAAAGAGGAGGAGAGGAGGAGACAGGCCGAAAAGGAAAAGGAGAGACAACGAGAGCAAGAGAGGUUGGAAAGAGAGAGACAGAUCGAAGAGGAGAAAAGGAGGACUGAAGAAGAAAAAGAGAGACAGAUGGAGGAGGAACGACUGAGACAGGAGAAACUAAAGAAAGAGAAAGAAAUGGAAGAAGAGAGAAGAAUAAUUCAGGAGUUGGGGAGAGAGAAAGAGGAAGAAAGAAUGAGAAAAGAACAAGAAAUGGAGAGAAUAAGGAAAGAAAAAGAAAUGGAAGAAGAGAGGAGAAGAAUUCAGGAGAUGGAGAGACAGAAAGAGGAGGAAAGACUGAGAAAAGAGCAAGAAAUGGAGAGAAUAAGGAAAGAAAAAGAAAUGGAAGAAGAGAGACUGAAGGAGGAGGAAAGAUUGAGACAGGAACGAGAAAAAGAAGAGCGAUUAAAGAAAGAGAGAGAAAUGGAAGAAGAGAGACGAAGAGUUCAGGAGAUGGAGAGACAGAAAGAAGAAGAAAGACUGAGAAAAGAGCAAGAAAUGGAGAGAAUAAGGAAAGAAAAAGAAAUGGAAGAAGAGAGACUGAAGGAGGAGGAAAGAUUGAGACAGGAACGAGAAAAAGAAGAGCGGUUAAAGAAAGAGAGAGAAAUUGAAGAAGAGAAAAGAAGAAUUCAGGAGAUGGAGAGACAGAAAGAGGAAGAAAGACUGAGAAAAGAUAGAGAAAUGGAGAGAAUAAAGAAAGAAAUAGAAGAAGAGAGAUUGAAAGAGGAGGAAAGAUUGAGACAGGAACGAGAAAAAGAAGAGCGGUUAAAGAAAGAGAGAGAAAUUGAAGAAGAGAAAAGAAGAAUUCAGGAGAUGGAGAGACAGAAAGAGGAAGAAAGACUGAGAAAAGAAAGAGAAAUGGAGAGAAUAAAGAAAGAAAUAGAAGAAGAGAGAUUGAAAGAGGAGGAAAGAUUGAGACAGGAACGAGAAAAAGAAGAGCGGUUAAAGAAAGAGAGAGAAAUGGAAGAAGAGAGAAGAAGAAUUCAGGAGUUAGAGAGACAGAAAGAGGAAGAAAGACUGAGAAAAGAAAGAGAAAUGGAGAGAAUAAGGAAAGAAAAAGAAAUGGAAGAAGAGAGACUGAAGGAGGAGGAAAGAUUGAAACAGGAACAAGAAAAAGAAGAGCGGUUAAAGAAAGAGAGAGAAAUGGAAGAAGAGAGACGAAGAAUUCAGGAGAUGGAGAGACAGAAAGAGGAAGAAAGACUGAGAAAAGAGCGAGAAAUGGAGAGAAUAAGGAAAGAAAAAGAAAUGGAAGAAGAAAGACAAAGAAUUCAGGAAAUGGAGAGACAGAAAAAAGAGGAAAAACUUAGACAGGAACGAGAAAAAGAAGAGCGAUUAAAGAAAGAGAGAGAAAUGGAAGAAGAGAGACGAAGAAUUCAGGAGAUGGAGAGACAGAAAGAGGAAGAAAGACUGAGAAAAGAGCGAGAAAUGGAGAGAAUAAAGAAAGAAAUAGAAGAAGAGAGACUGAAGGAGGAGGAAAGAUUGAAACAGGAACGAGAAAAAGAAGAGCGGUUAAAGAAAGAGAGAGAAAUGGAAGAAGAGAGACGAAGAAUUCAGGAGAUGGAGAGACAGAAAGAGGAAGAAAGACUGAGAAAAGAAAGAGAAAUGGAGAGAAUAAGGAAAGAGAGAGAAACUGAAGAAAGAAAAAGAAUGGAAGAACAGAGACAGAGAGAAGAAGAAGAAAGACUGAAGAAACAGAUGGAGAUGGAAGCGUCUAAAUCAGUAGAGAGACUGCAGGAGGAAGUUCCUACGAGUUAUGAUUUAAUAUCAUUUAACGCGGAGGAACCGGCAGCGUCUCCGACUCUCGUCUCCGCCGUCUCACCUCAACUCACCGAAGUGCUUUACGACGACUUUUCAGUGAAACCACGAAGAUGGGGAACCGGGACGAGACGUUCCUCAACACCGUCUCCAUCCAGAGAACCUCUCGCUGCUCCUGACCACAGUCUACAGCCAGAAUCAAAGUCCAAUGAUCCUGGAUCCCAAGAACCACAUGGAGAUCAGGUAAAUGUGGAUGACCUGAUCGGGCUUGAACCUGAAGCUUCCAGUCCACAGAACUCCUAUAAACACACAGAGAGCAGAGAGCAGACGUCUUUAUCUGAGGAGGAAACCAAACCAGAGGAUCUGCUGGUGCCUGAAACACAUUCUGACGAGGGUCAGUUGAAGGACUGCGAACCCGAGGAAGAUGGAGUUUCAGAACUGGACACAGAGAAUCUGAUCGAUGAAACCGGCGAACAGACUGAAAACAACGACACAGUUGAUGAUGCUGGCACAGGGAGCAGAAUCAAUCUAGCCCUACAGAGGCUGACUCGGGUUAGACAGCAAAACACAUCUACUGAUUCAGAAAGGCCAGACGUCCCGGCUGAGGAGGAGCCCGAACCCCUACCUGUUCUUGAGUCUGCAGCUCCACUGCUGGACUCCAGCGUUUUCCGUUCGAAGGUUGAUCUGGCAAAGAAGCGUAGCAUAAAGCGUUCCAGGCCGACACGUGCCGUCCGACAGAGAGACGCCCUGCCCGCGCUGACCGAGGGAACGAACCCUGACUGGAGGUUCUGCGACUCCACAGAUGCAAAAGAUCAGUGUUCCAAUGGAGGGGACUCAGAAUCAGACGAGGAGCCGUCCCGGGACGUCACGUCCCCUCCAGCCCCCAGCCAGCCGAAGAGAGUCCCUAUGUUUCCUGGGAUGAACCCUUCAGCCCUCAUGGCACAGCUCAAGCGGAGAAGUGGAGUCGUGGAAGCAGACAGUCCACCAGAAGCACAGACGCCUCCGUCUGUUCCCACACGCUCUCCCCGCACUCCCACCAUGGCCCUCGGCCCCAGAGUGCUGCCCCCUGUUGACGCCAAGGACAGUGGGUCCGGCUCUUCACCCUCAUGGCUGCUUGAGCUCAAAUCCAAGAAGCGAACGAGUCAACCUGAAAGUGAAGCAUAAAGUCUGUGAAGCUCAGGUCUGAUGCAGUUUGUUGAGAGGAAAUCCUCUGUGUGAUGCCACAAAGAUGCCAAAGGAACCGACUUGCAUAAAUGAGAAGUGCAAUGAGCCUUUCAUUCUCAUACCGACUGAUUAUCAGAUAUUUUUUCUAGUAUGUGUCCUGGACUAAAAUGUUUGUAGGCUUUGCCAAGAUGAUGUCCUGUUAUGCACCUUUUUACUUUCACACGAAAGUCUGUCAUAAUGCCGAAUCAUAAUCAGCACAAGAUGGUGUCUUUGAAAAGCAUGAGCUGUUUACUAUCAGUCUUGGACCAGUUUAAUUCUGUUUACAUUUAUUCAUUUAGUAGAUGUUGUUAUCCUACGUGAGGAUGGAUGAUAAAACAAGCAAUUCUUAAGAAGUCCAUGAUGGGAAAAGCAGAUAUCAGUAUAGCUUCAUGCUACAAUGCACUUUAAAUGAGUCAGACCACUGGGAAAGGUGCCUUAGGCAUUAUUUUGCAUUUGAUUUGCAUCCAUUUUCUUUCUCUUAAUAGUUUUUGUUCAACAUGUUAUAAACAUCACUGGAUGGUAAUUUGAUCUUGUUUGCUUUUAUUAUCAUUCUUAAAUUCUUUUAUUCUCUGUAUUUUUAAAUCUAGUGAGCAGAGAAGCAUAAGCUAAUGUGCUUUAAUUGGGCUGAUUAUCAUUUACAAUGUUUUAUUUUGCAUUGUUGCCCAUAUCCUUCCGGUCCUGCCAAGAACACUUUUACAAAACACAAAUCAGAGUUAUAAUAAUGUAUAAUAAGUUGUGUUUGUAACUGUGUUCCUUUUGAAUGUUUUUCAGUCAUGUUAGUUUAUUGACUUCAGCUGUGUAAAUUGCUGCUCGAGGAAAAUGUUUACCUGUUUAAUGUUGGGAAACUGUUGUUUUGUUUUAUAAAAAAAAAUGAAUUAUGAUUUACAAUCAAGGGAUCUUCAUUAAAUAUUUUUUCUAAAUGGGAA